Messenger RNA from Apus apus (common swift), 1353 nucleotides. It is a transcript of the gene FKBP6, whose product is annotated as FKBP prolyl isomerase family member 6 (inactive). Gene Ontology annotation, molecular function: peptidyl-prolyl cis-trans isomerase activity; protein binding. The transcript has 8 exons. The coding region runs from base 1 to 897 and encodes 298 amino acids. The record is from RefSeq and is a predicted model, not a curated record. Lineage: Eukaryota; Metazoa; Chordata; Aves; Apodiformes; Apodidae.
AUGGCGCGGGACCUGAGCGGCGAUGGCGGCGUCCGCAAGGAGCUGCUGCGCGCGGGCCGCGGGGCCGCCGUGCCCCGGGACGCCUCCGUGGCAGUGAAUUACUUUGGGUACCUGGAGCACAGGGAUGAGCCCUUCACCAAAAGCUGCAGCAAGUUUCCCAAGCUGAUGAAACUUGGAAAAGACAUCACGCUGUGGGGCCUGGAGAUCGGCCUGCUGACCAUGAGGAAGGGAGAGGUUGCAAGGUUUUUCCUCAUGCCAAAAUACGCCUACGGGCAGCAGGGCUGCCCUCCCCUCAUCCCCCCCAACACCACAGUCACCUUCGAAGUGGAGCUGCUGGAUUUCCUCGACUCGGCUGAAUCUGACGCCUUCUUCGAGUUGACUGCUGAGCAGCAGGAUACAUUUCCACUACAGAAGGUGUUGGAAGUGGCAGACACAGAGAGACAGUUUGGCAACUACCUGUACCGUAAGCGGGUCUUGGAGCACGCCAAGGAGAGGUACAAAAGGGCCCUCUCCAUCCUUGGUCGCAGCCCUUCUAGCGCGGCAGAGCAGCAGCAGAUCAACGCGUCCAAGCUGCUGGUGUUCCUGAAUCUCUCCAUAACAUACCUGAAACUGAAGCGUCCUGCCAGAGCUUUGGCAUAUGGGGAGAAGGCCUUGAAAAUUGACCAAAGAAAUGCCAAAGGGCUGUUCAGGUGUGGCCAGGCUUGUCUCCACAUGGCAGAGUAUGAAAAAGCCCGGGAUUUCCUGGUCAGAGCUCAGCACAUCCAGCCCUUCAACCACGAUAUUAACAAUGAGCUAAAAAAGCUGGCAAGCUGCUACAGGAACUCCAUGGAAAAGGAGAAAGAAAUGUGCUGCAGAAUGUUUGCCCACCUCAGGCUCCCUCCAGCUGACCAGGAAUAAAGGACCUCUCCAGCUGGCAGUAAGAGCAGUUCUUGACCAGGAAGAAAGAGCAGCACAUGGAGAGCUUGGCAUCAUAUCUGUGGUUUGGGACACUGGGCAAAAGAAGCAUCUUGUUUUGAGAGUGUGAAUUUGAAGCUCUGUGUUUAUACACAACCUGAUUUUCCUGAAGUUGGUUUGUUUGCCAUGUUCUGAGGAUGGUCCCAGAAGAAACAAGUAGUUCUGUAGGAGAGGAAGGCAUUCUCUCUCUCCUUCCCUGCACAAGAAAACUUCUCCCUGACAUCCUACCUCUUGCAGGUUCUGUGCUGGUUUUAGGAAACCCAUAAAGGAGAGUAGGAUGCCAUGAAGUUUUGUAUUGUUUAUACAGGUUGUUCUUUAAAAAAUUCUGUUUGGUAUUUUUGUUCUGAGAAAAUAAACCAACCUGAGAACUGGCAGGACUUGUGCCAGUUUAUUGUGCAA